AUGUCAGAAACACUGCAACCACCAGCAGCUGUCACAAAGCAACUCGCCCACUGGAUCUCUUCCACCACGAGCGCCGACAUCCCAUCCGAGAAUCUCACACGGGUCAAACAUCUCAUCCUCGACGGCAUCGCCUGCGCCAUCGUCGCCGCCCACCUCCCCUGGUCCACCACCGCAACCCGCGCCAUCACCAGCGCCGAGCCCUCCGGCCCCUGCACCGUCAUCGGCUGGCAGGAUCACACGCUGGGGCCGCUGGCCGCAUGUCUCCUCAACAGCACCUUCAUUCAAGGCUUCGAACUAGAUGACUACCACUCUCGCGCCCCACUCCACAGUAAUUCCCUUCUGAUCCCCGCCCUGCUCGCUGCAAUCGAAUCCCCCCUGUCGACAGGCCAGACCAUCACCGGCCGGGAUUUCCUGCGUGCCUACGCCGUCGGCCUCGAAGUCGGGCCGCGCGUUGGUCUCGCCCUGCACGGCAACGACCUGUUGACCCGGGGUUGGCACUCGGGCGCGGUUCAGGGGCCCAGCGCCGCUGCAGCCGCAGUCUCCAAUCUGCUUGGUCUGAACGCGCAGCGGACCGAGUGGGCCUUGGGCAUCGCGUGCACACAGGCAGGCGGCCUGAUGAGCGCGCAGUUCGGCAGCGAUGCGAAGCGGAUGCAGCACGGAUUCGCGGCGCGCAACGGGCUGCUGGGCGUGAUAUUGGCGAAAGAGGGGUACACGGGCAUCGAAGACGUGUACGAGCGCGACUACGGCGGGUUCCUGAGCUGCUUUGGUCAAGGAAUGGUGGAGGGACGAGACCAGCCUUUUGUCGCCCACGAGCUGGUCAAAGGUCUCGGCGAGGUCUGGGAGAUCGAGGGCGUGCGCGUCAAGCUGCACGCCGCGAUGGCGGGCCUGCACUCGACCAUCGACUGCAUCGAAGACCUGCAGAAACGCCACCCCGAGCACUUCGCCGAUGGUGGCAAGCUCGACCAGAUCGACCAGAUCGUCACCGCGCACGGCGACGCCAUGUACCACCACGGCGGCUGGAUCGCGCCCGAGCACGAGCCCCUGUCCUCGACGGCCGCGCAGAUGUCGAUCCAGUACGCCGCGGCCGCGCAGCUGCUGGACCGCGAGGUCCUCAUGGACCAGUACGGCGCCGACAAGCUGAACCGCCCGGCCAUCCGGCAGUUGAUGAAGAAGGUGAAGCCCACGCACACCACCGAGUUCGACAAGGAUCCCACCAAGGUGUUCGCCACGCACGCCACCGUGCGCUUCAGAGACGGCUCGACGGUGGAGACGGAGGUGGCGGCGCCGAGGGGCCAGCAGCCGCCGGUCAGCAAUGAGGAGAUCGUGGAUAAGUGGCGGCGGCUGGUGCGCGACGUGCUGGACGAGGAGCGCAGAGCGCAGAUCGAGCAGGUGGUCUUAGACCUGGAGGAGGCGGCGGAUUUGCGCCCGUUGUUGGCCCUGUUGAGGGGGGAUGUGCGGUGUCCGAUUAGGGUUGAGGGGACGGAUGGUUGA
Cyphellophora europaea CBS 101466 is the source of this 1491-nucleotide messenger RNA. RefSeq lists its product as uncharacterized. Gene Ontology annotation, molecular function: lyase activity. The transcript has a single exon. NCBI's taxonomy places the organism in Eukaryota, Fungi, Ascomycota, Eurotiomycetes, Chaetothyriales, Cyphellophoraceae. The coding region runs from base 1 to 1491 and encodes 496 amino acids. The record is from RefSeq and is a predicted model, not a curated record.